Effrenium voratum is the source of this 2799-nucleotide messenger RNA. Lineage: Eukaryota; Dinophyceae; Suessiales; Symbiodiniaceae. The record is from the annotation of a GenBank genome assembly.
AUGGCAUCCCAGUCUCCAAUUGCCAGGUUUUUUGCGCCGGCAAAAAAAGAGAACGGCUCGCCACCGCAAACUCCAGCUGCACGUGUGAAUGGCGAGUUUAGCAAUGCGCAAAGUCACGAAAAUGCUUGCACGCCGCCUUCAGUGCAGGCCAGGAAGCGCUGCUUGACCAAGCAGCCUGACAGCCAGUGCAAGAUGCCCAGGAUUGAGCCACCGAGAGAAAAUACUGAGAGCGAACCUGCUGAACCUGCAGUGCAACCAGACACCACAGUUGCAGUUGUGCCGGAAGUGCGGGACUUGCGCGCAACAUUGCAGCGCGCAGAACAGUCUGGCAUGGGUUCACUUCCACCCUUCAUUGCAGAGUGUUUCCACCAUUACGAGAGCGGGUCUCACAGUUGGCCCCCUUGGAUGCGACCAGAGAACUUGCGAGAUGGGCAAGGGUUGCGACCAUCAGAUCCGGGCUACAAUCAAAGCACCCUUUGGGUUCCAGAUCCUGUCAAGGACAAAGCCGAGUAUCAGAAAGCACAGGGUCACAACACCCCCAUGUUGAUGCAGUACUGGAAGCUGAAGUCGGGGCAUUUCGACAAGGUGGCCUUCUUCAAGGUUGGCAAGUUCUACGAGAUAUUUUACUAUGAUGCCUUUAUUUGCCAGCGCAUUUGUGGACUGAAGUGGAUGAGCCAAGAUAAGAAGCCCCACGUUGGUUUUCCGGAGAUGGCAAAGCAUGAGUAUGCCAAGCAAGUCCUGGCUGCUGGUUUCAAGGUUGUGGUGGUCGAGCAAGUGGAGCGAGUCAUAGAGACAAACCAACGGAAAUCAGAGGGCAAGCAAAGCACUGGGUCAAUCUGCGUGGAGAGGGCGCCUUGCGAAGUGUUCACUAGUGGAACCCUAGUUGAUCCAGAGCUACUACAAGGGCCCAGUGCAAGAUACCUCGCCUACUUGCACUUUGAGGAUAGCAGCCGCCGUGGCUUGGACUUUGCGCUUUGCCUCGUUGACUGCGCAACCUCUCAUUUCCAAUUGGGACGUUUUACUGAUGCCGCUGACCGAAACAUGCUGCGAACGCUGCUGGCACAAGUGCAGCCCAGCGAGGUGGUGUAUGACGUUGCCAACCUUCCCAGGGAAGUGCUGCAUUUGUUGAGGAGGCUGCCAUACCGCCCGCAGCUGUCUCCAGUACAGAGUGGCGACUCGGGAUUGCUUGCGGCACGGGAUCGUCUGAGCAAGUAUCGCUCAGCACAUCCGAAGGCAUUCCCUGAGGAAGUGGAAACCUUGUUGAUUCAGGAGGGCGCAGUGAUUGCAGCUGCAGGCAUUAUGGAGUACUUGACCACUGCUUUGUUGUCAGACAGGCUAUUGCCUGUUGCCACUUGGUCGACAGUCGAGACGAGUGCACGCAAUCAAAGGGCUUCUAGCCGACGGAUGGUGCUGGAUGCUACUGCUCUCUCAGCUCUGGAGGUUGUGGAAACCCUUGAAGGGAGAUACGAUGGCUCUUUGCUUUCAUUUCUGGAUCACACAAGCACCCCCUUUGGAUGUCGCCUUUUGAGACAAUGGGUUUGUGCGCCCUUGUACGAGCUGGACGACAUUCAACAGAGACAAGAGGCAGUCGAGUUUCUGAUCCAGAACGGCGAGUUGGCUCAACAGCUUCGCACAUCAUUGAAGAAGUGCAUCGCGGGGUCCAAGAUGCCCAUCGACCUGGAGCGCAGCACCUCGCGGAUCUGGGGUUACGCCUUGCAGGCUGAGCGCCGUGCAGUGAUGUAUGAGGACAUCACAGCCAGGCGUCUGGCGCACUUUGUCGAGCUUAUGGAGGCCUACGCGCAGUGCUACAACCUUUUGGCCACUGCCUUCCCUGACAACCUGCCAGGUCGCCUGGCCAUGGUAGCAAGGCCGCACGAGAAGGGCGGUAGCCUGCCUGAACUUUUGCCUACCAUUUCUCGGCUCAAAGGCAGUGUGGUGGAGACCACGGCGAAGAAUGGUGCUGUGAAGUAUAGGCCGCAAGACGGAGCAGAUCCUCUCUACGAUGAGAAGAAUGGCAAGCUGGAAAUGAUCCAGGGGGAACUGGAUCAAGAACUGAAGAGCCUGCAUAAGAAGUAUCCCAAGGUGAGCUUCUCCUUCGUCCACCGGUUGCCCGGCUUUCGCUACGAGGUGGAGUGCGAGGAAAAUGCCAUGGGCGCUGCUGUGAAGAGUCUGGACGUCACCUACCGCAGCAAAGGCAAGGUGCGCUUCUACACAGCAAAGAUUAAGGAGCUCCUUGCGCAGAUUGAACAGCUGGAGGAUGAGAGGGAGGACUGCAUUUUCCCCUUCCUGUCCAAGCUCUUCCGAGACUUCCACUCACACCAGGCACCCUUCCGCGCGCUGCUGCGCUGUGUGGCAGAGGUAGAUGCGCUGCUUGCGCUGGCCAAGGCGUCCCAAAACCUCGGGGUCAAUUGUCGCGCGGAGCUGGUGGCCACUGAGGACUCGGCGCCGGCAUGUGUGGAGCUCCGCGCUUGCCGGCACCCAGUGGUUGCGGCAAAGAUGGGCAACGCCUUUGUGCCCAACGACACGCUGCUGAACUGCUGUGGCGUGCCAGGCAUUCUUAUCGUGACGGGCCCCAACAUGGGCGGCAAGUCCACAGUGCUGCGGCAGACCUGCAUAGCGGUGAUCCUGGCCCAGCUGGGCUGCCGAGUGAGUGCUGCCAAAUGCCGGCUGAGUCCAGUGGAGCGGAUCUUCACACGCAUCGGUGCCUAUGAUGCGGUGCUGGAAGGGAAGAGCACGCUGCUCACCGAAUUGGAGGACAGACGGCGGCCCUGCUGCUGCACGGCUCCCCGAAGUCCCUAG